This is a messenger RNA of Xenia sp. Carnegie-2017, 3026 nucleotides long. RefSeq names its product zinc finger protein 143-like. Gene Ontology annotation, molecular function: RNA polymerase II cis-regulatory region sequence-specific DNA binding; DNA-binding transcription factor activity, RNA polymerase II-specific. The record is from RefSeq and is a predicted model, not a curated record. Lineage: Eukaryota; Metazoa; Cnidaria; Anthozoa; Malacalcyonacea; Xeniidae. Gene Ontology annotation, cellular component: PcG protein complex; transcription regulator complex. Bases 33 to 2852 code for a protein of 939 amino acids. The transcript is spliced from 10 exons. Gene Ontology annotation, biological process: regulation of transcription by RNA polymerase II.
UGUUGAAAUCAUCGAAAUUCGGGGACGCCAUAAUGGUUUCCCAGGGCCAAAGUUAUUGUAAGGGGAUGCCACCUCAAGAGUCAGGGGCAAAAACAUCGUCCUCUCUUCUCCCAGAAACAGAUAAUUGUGACGAUAAAAUAGGUGAAGGCAUUCAUGAUGACCCUCCCCACAAUGAAGACGAUAUCAAUGACAUGCCGGCACAAAAUGAUUCUAACGAGGAAUCCUGCCAUAAUGACAAUUGUCAAGCAGAAAAUGAUGAUGACUCAAGCAGUACCAUACAAGACCAUGUCCUGGCCAUUGACAUUCCACAGCAAUUACAAGUAUCGCUGAAGACCCAAAGCCUCACUAAUCAAAUGCUGCUGUCCGGGGUGCAGACAAUCCCUGAGCAGCUGCCUCUCAUAUUGACCGAAGGGGAUGCAGAAGAGCAUGAGUCACUGACAAUCAUUGCUGGAAGUGAACAACUUCAGACUGUAUCAACACAGGCUGUCCUCGAAGCCAACUUGACAUUAAGCUCCACAAGUACUGGAAUGAUGGUGUUAGCAUCUGGUACUAGCCUAUCACCUUCAGGGCAACUCAUACAGCUUGGGCCUGCAAAUGUUUUGGUCUUGCAAAGUUUGGAUGCCAAUGAUCAAGAAUUUCAAUCAAGUCCAAUUAUUGUGCAAGCAGAUGAGCAAUCAAAAAUCUCAGUAACAGAUGGAAAGACGGAUUUGAGUGAAGGCAAGUCUACCAACAAGGAAUAUAAGUGUCCCGAGCCUGGAUGCUCUAAAGUUGCUCCAACUGCAUCAAAACUGAAGCUACACAUGCUUUCGCAUACUGGUGACAGACCUCACAAGUGUACUUAUGUCGGUUGUGACUGGGCAUUCACCACCGCGUACAAACUAAAGCGGCAUUUACGUGGCCAUACUGGUGAAAAGCCGUUUAUUUGUGAAAUAAACAACUGUGGGAAGACGUUCACGACAACCUACAACCUUAGGACCCACCAGAAGGCUCACAUCCGGGAGCAGUCCAACAUAUGUUCGUUCCCAGGCUGUGGCUUGAGUUUCACCACCACGCACAGGCUCGAAGCGCACGAGAAAAAACAUGUCGUAUCUCAGGAGAUCCAUACGUGUGUCGUCGACGGCUGUGGGAAAGUGUUCAAGUCUUUAUCUUAUUAUAAUGCGCAUCUCAAAACGCAUAGCGGAGAGCGUCCACACGCUUGCACUUUUGAGGGCUGCGGUAAGAGUUUCACUAAAGCAUCAAAAUUGAAACUUCAUAUAAGGACGCACACUGGCGAAAGGCCCUUUGUCUGCGAGGAAGAGGGUUGCAAUUGGUCAUUUACCAGUGCUUAUAAACUGAAGCGUCACAUGAUGAAACAUAGCGGCGAGCGACCGUUUACUUGUCCAUAUAGCGGUUGUGGCAAGUCAUUCACUCGUGCCAGUCACAUGAGGACGCACGAGCUGUCUCACACUGGGGAAAAGCCUUUCUCGUGUACUUUUGAAGGUUGUGGGAAAAGUUUCACGACUGCCAGUACCUUGGCUGUUCAUAUGCGAAAACAUGCGAGCGACAAACCGUUUGGAUGCAGUGUGGAAGGCUGUGACAGGUCCUAUACUACCGCUGCCAAUUUGAGACUGCAUCAAAAACGACACGAGGAGAAGACCGCGACCAAGGACAAUGAUAUGACUCGCGUUCAAACGAGUGACCACGCAAGUUCAAUUCAUUUUGUCGAAAUCGGUGGAGUUAACUCCGUUGUAGCUACCAGUCCGAGCUCGGUUGCUAGCACUCCCUACUCGGUUAUGCACUCUUUCUCAGGAGAGGAUUUCGGCUCCGAAGAUGUUCCAUCGUUAACCGUCGUGCAUUAUUCGAGUGAGGAAACUUUCCCGCCAUCCACAUCCGUUUCAGACUCAUCGCAUGGCAUUUGCUUUCCUUUUGCAAGCCGCGAUACAUUUGCCACCUCGUCGCAUGGCAACGUCUCAUUAACUACUGGCACGCCACUUGCAUCACCGGGUGCUCAUUACGUGCAGGCAAGCAUCGACGUCAGUGUUUCUGAUGAACUGGGAGCGAGCUCGAGGAGUUCUGAACAACUGACCGCAGAGCAAUACGACGAUGGUAAUUUUAUUGUUCGGAAAACAAACUCCGGUAGCGAAGGGUAUUCUGUUGAACAAAGACAUGCUCAACCAUCGAAUUCCAACAAUCAACAUUACAUGGUCGAAGAAGAUCAUGACAGUCCUAGUUACAUCGUACCGGGACAAAACUCCCUCAACGAGGGUUACAUUGUCCGAGAAUCAUCCCCAAACUCAGCGGAGUAUGUUGUUGAAGUGGAGGAAUCCCGUACCGCAACCUUUGUGAAACAGGCUUCUUCAACUCACGAGUACGUUACCCGGGAACAAAGCUCUCACGGGAAAAAAUCCUCGGAAGAGUUUGCCUUGCCAACAAUGGUUGUGUUCACGUCGUCGGAAAACGGAACUAGCACGGUAGACACCGAAGAGGAAGAUCGCACAGUUGAUAUUGCACGUGAUGUUUCUGACACAACCGACAACAACGUGGGCGCGUUGAGCUUAAGACAACGCAGUGAGUCGACGUCGAUAGCACAAUUUGCUCCGCCAUCUGUGAUAUUUCAAACUGAAGACAUAGAGAGGAGAGAUAAUGUUGCAAAAGAAUCUCAUGACUGUCAAGCCAAUAUCGAUGUUGGUAUGAAGGAACCUCAAAACUCCUCACUUUCAAUCGAGCGCUCGAACGCUACCUUGCACGACCCUCCAAAUCUUGGCAUCACUCUUGCUUUGUCCGAUGAAAUGGACAAAUCUCCCGUGUCCCCAUUUAUUCCGCAUCAUUCUCUAGACCACGAAAGUACAAUAAAUAUUCAAGACUUGAGGUAGUUUCGAGAAGAUCGUGAUGCUUUGCGAAAUUUCUUCGAAUGCUCGUUUUGUAACAGAUGAUGAUGUGUCUUGUAAAUUUUACAUCCGUAUGUUCAGCGAAUUGUGCACGCUGCUCAUUAUCGGUCUAUAGCUUAAUGGGUGAUUUACUAAUAAAUAUGAUAAUGCUCCCGUCAA